AUGGUAAUCAGUUUUUUAACCUAUCGUUUAUUAUCUAUUCUUAUUGGUAUUCUUUAUCCAUCAUAUCAAACAUAUAAAUCUAUAAAAUAUCAAUAUUAUGAUCAAUAUCAAUCAUUAUUAUGUUAUUGGAUAUUAUACAGUUUAUUUCAAAGUUUUGAAUUUAUUUUUGAUCAAAUAUUUUCAUUAAUUUUACCAUUUUAUUAUGAAUUAAAAUUAAUAUUUAUUUUUUGGUUAACUUAUAAAAAUAUUUCACAAUUAUUAUUUUAUCAUUUUAUUUUAAUUUAUUUAAAUAAAUAUGAAAAUGAUAUUGAUUAUUUAUUUAAUAAUACAAUACAUCGUUUAACAGAAAUAUUUUGUAAAUUUGUCGUUAUAAUACUUAAUCAACAACGAACAAAUAAUCAAUUAAAUCAACAAAAUGAACAUAUUCGAGUAAAAACAAAUUUUGCUUCACAAUAUCGAAAAUUAAAUUCUAUUCAACGAUCAUAA
Adineta steineri is the source of this 486-nucleotide messenger RNA. Lineage: Eukaryota; Metazoa; Rotifera; Eurotatoria; Adinetida; Adinetidae. The record is from the annotation of a GenBank genome assembly.